Trypanosoma cruzi is the source of this 3285-nucleotide messenger RNA. RefSeq names its product OSM3-like kinesin, putative. Gene Ontology annotation, biological process: microtubule-based movement; mitotic spindle organization. The record is from RefSeq and is a predicted model, not a curated record. NCBI's taxonomy places the organism in Eukaryota, Euglenozoa, Kinetoplastea, Trypanosomatida, Trypanosomatidae. Bases 1 to 3285 code for a protein of 1094 amino acids. The transcript has a single exon. Gene Ontology annotation, molecular function: microtubule motor activity; ATP binding; microtubule binding.
AUGGUGAAGAAACAGCCGGGAGCAGAGAACAUUCGUGUGGUUGUUCGAUGCCGAAACUUGUUGCCGUACGAGGCGGAGCGUGGUGACAAGGCUCUUGUGCGUCUUGACCUUGCGACAAAUCAGGUCAUUGUGCAGCAUCCUAUUGGGGAUGCCGACACCUUUGCGUUUGACGCUGUAUAUAACAACACCUAUACACAACGUGAUAUAUUUCUUCAGGAGGUGCAGCCACUUGUCGAGGCUGUACUUCAAGGCUAUAAUGCAACGGUCUUUGCGUACGGUCAGUCAGGAUCCGGCAAGACGCAUACAAUGACAGGUAAACUAAGUGAUCCCCAAAUGUGGGGUAUGAUGCCGCAGGUUGUGAAUUACCUCUUCAACGAGGUGAGGAAGUUGUCUACAACCACCAAAUCAUUCAAGAUCAAGGUUUCUUAUGUUGAGCUUUACAACGGCAAGUCCCGGGAUCUUUUGGCUUCGAAGCAGGUCAAUCUUGAAAUAAAACAAAACAUGGCUAAAAAUUUUUAUGUAAAGGGCGCCGAAAUGCCAGAGGUGACAAGUUUUGAUGAGGCUAUUCGGUGGUUUAACGCUGGAACAGACCGACGACAGACCGCCUCCACCGAAUUGAAUGAUACCAGCAGCCGAUCCCACUCACUAUUCACUCUUCAGGUAGAGCAGUUUGAUUUUGAGCAAGACCCAAGCUCCCCCAUUGUUCUCACGAGCAAAAUCAACGUUGUGGAUUUGGCAGGGUCGGAAAAGUUGAGUAAAACGAAUGCCACCGGAGAAACUGCGAAGGAAGGGUGUAACAUCAACCUGUCGCUGUCGGCGCUCGCAACUGUCAUUGACACCAUUGUCAAGGGUGGAAAACAUAUUCCGUAUCGGGGUUCGCCUUUGACGAUGCUGCUUAAGGAUUCUCUUGGGGGUAAUGCAAAGACUGUUAUGUUUGCCAACAUUGGACCAUCCGAAAAAAAUAUAUCAGAAACUAUAUCAACUCUUCGUUUUGCCCUCAGAGCGAAACAGAUUGAAAAUAAGCCCAUUAAAAAUAUGGAUCCGAAGGAUGCUCGUAUCCAGGACCUUUUGGAUCAGAUUGAGGAGCUAAAGAGCAGAUUAGGGAAUGUUGAUCUUAACCAGGAGGACCAACUUCGACAGCGCAUUGAGGAGCUGGAGAUUGAAAAUGCCGAUCUUCGGGGCGGGGGCGUACAAAACAACAUUGAACUUGAAGAAGAUAUUCGUAUUCUUCAGGCGAAGCUGGAGGAGGCAAACGGGAUGGUUGCGGAGAAACAAAAAGAAUUGGAGAAGGGAAUAGAUGGACGCUCGCUUUUGGAAUGGAAUCUUCAAAAUGAACUGGGGCGUGGGAAGGAGCUUCGCUCUCUUGCAAUGAACUUCAUUAAACAGGUAUGCCAUGAAGAGCAGAUACAGGCAAUUCGAAGUAAAAUGCCACAGGAUGGCUCGUACAAUACGACGGAUGACGGUUGGGAUGUGAAGGAGAUUGAGUUCUACUUGCGUGAAUUUGCCGCUAUGUACGAAGCCUGGCGACAAUCUACAUACACGCGAGAAGAUCUAGAAAAAUACGCCCAUUUGUCUGUUACUGGUGCACUGGAACAAACCCAGCGGCAACUGGAUGAGGUAGCCCGCGCUCGUGAUGAGUUGGUGCGCCUGCGUCAAGAGGACUCAGUAAAACGCGCGGCGGAAAAUGAGUUGGUUUCUCAGUUAAGGGUAGAUUUAAGCACCCUUAAGGACGAGAAUACAAAGCUGCGGGAAAAGGUUGAACGAGACCAGGAGCGAAUGAAGGCGAAAAUUUCCAAAAACAAGGAGGAAUACAAGUCUUUGGCGGAGGAACUGGAACGCUCCAAGGCUUUGGUAACGGAAAAGGAACGCGAUAUUGAGAGGUUGAAGCGGAUUUCAGAGGAAACUGGCAACAAUGCCAUAAUUUCUGCCUCCACUGGCGGUGGAGCGUCAUGGGCCAACGCGGACGAGCGAACCGCCAUGCUUCAGCAGUUAAAUGAAGAGAAGAAUAUCAGAAAAGCCCUCGAGUCACGCAUCAGAGAAGUGAACGUUUCACUUCGCCGCUAUGGUGUUUGCAUCGCGGAUGCCAAGGAGGUUACAAAUGAAUCCCGCGAAGUUUCCGAGGCCACCGACGCAUUUAUUCUUGCGGCGUUGGAGGAGAAAGACACCAUGGAUGGGGAUCUUUGCGCCAAGUUACAGCAGCAACUGCGAGUAAAACAGCGACUCACAGAGCUUCGUCAUCAGCACCAGCGAAAGUUGGACGAUAUGCUAAGGAAGUAUGAACUUAUCAAAACUGGGAGAACCACGGCGAACAGCGGUGCCGGCGCUGACAACAACAUGCUUCAUUCUGGUCUCGCGGAUGAAGCCACCGCACAGCAGAUAAAGGAAUUGCUUCAUCGGAAAGAUGAAGAGAUUGAACGCGUGAUAAAAGAGAAGGAAAAGACAUGUGAUAGAAUUGUGAAGAAACUCAACAAGUGCGAGCUGAGAAUAAAAGAAUUAGAGGCGACACUUGAAGAAGAACGUGUGCAAUCCACUGAGGAGCGUCAGGAGUUAGAUCGUGAAAAUCGUGAGCUUCAACGGUACAACCAACAGCUUUCGGUGGAGCUGGAAACUCUACGAGGUCAGUUGAGUGAGAUGAAGGAGGAGAUGGACUUCAUGGAGCGUGCAAAGAGCGCCGAGAUUGAACGAUGGAAAGAGGAAGCAGCGAAUGGCGCUGGACGCCUGGAAGAGAUGCGCUUUAAGAUGGCCGCAUACAGUGAGCUUCAAAAGAGUUAUGAUCGACUGCAGGAACAGCUUCAACGUACCGAGGUUUCACUAAAAGAAAAAAGUGACAACCUUGAGAAUACCAGACAAAUGGUGAAGUGGUCCAAUUCCCUCCUUGCUACAGAGAAGCAGAAGGUGGAGCAGAUGGAGAUGAUGUUGAAGCAACAGGAGGUUGAGAUGCGUCGCCGUGAAGAGCAACUAAAAUCUGAAAUGAUGAAUGAUAUCAACAAACAAGUUGCCGCAAAUAAUCGCCGUAUGCAAGACCAGGCCGCGCAGUACCAGGAGCUUAUAUCCCAAGAGCAGGAUAAACAAAAGUCAAUUAUGAAAAAGGUGAAGAGUUCAAGGAAAGAAACACAAAAGGCAGCUCAACGAUAUGAUGAGAUGAUUUUGGAAAACGAGGCCCUAUUGUCGAAACUUGAAGAGCUAAAGGUAACUUCUAUGAGGAUAUUUCUGGAGAAGCAGGAGGCACAAAGGGAGUUGGAAGCAUUACGUCCCACAAAGCAUGUUGCUAAUCGACGUCUCUGA